This is a messenger RNA of Myxocyprinus asiaticus (Chinese sucker), 970 nucleotides long. Its product is annotated as histone H1-like. Gene Ontology annotation, cellular component: nucleosome. Gene Ontology annotation, molecular function: DNA binding; structural constituent of chromatin. Gene Ontology annotation, biological process: nucleosome assembly. The record is from RefSeq and is a predicted model, not a curated record. The transcript is spliced from 2 exons. The coding region runs from base 32 to 643 and encodes 203 amino acids. NCBI's taxonomy places the organism in Eukaryota, Metazoa, Chordata, Actinopteri, Cypriniformes, Catostomidae.
UGUGUGUGAGAUUACAGAUCCGAUCAGAGAGAUGGCAGAAACCGCUCCAGCUGCAGCCGCCCCGCCGGCCAAAGCGCCCAAGAAGAAAUCUGCUGCUAAACCCAAGAAAACGGGUCCAAGCGUCGGUGAACUCAUCGUCAAAACUGUGUCCGCAUCCAAGGAGAGGAGCGGCGUGUCUCUCGCCGCCCUGAAGAAAGCUCUCGCCGCCGGUGGAUACGAUGUGGAGAAGAACAACUCCCGUGUCAAGAUCGCCGUUAGGAGUCUGGUGACUAAAGGCACUCUGGUCCAGACCAAAGGGACCGGCGCCUCCGGCUCAUUCAAGCUCAACAAGAAACAAGCCGAGAGCACGAAGAAACCCGUCAAGAAAGCCGCUCCUAAAGUCAAGAAGCCCGCAGUCAAGAAACCCGCCGCUGCUAAGAAGCCCAAGAGUGCCGCGACUAAGAAACCUGCCGCCAAGAAAUCUCCCAAGAAGGCGAAGAAACCAGCAGCCGCCAAAAAGGCAACGAAGAGCCCCAAGAAGGCCAAGAAACCAGCAGCCGCCAAGAAAGCCGCCAAGAGCCCCAAAAAGGCCAAAGCUGCCAAACCCAAAACGGCAAAGACUAAAGCAGCCAAGCCUAAAAAAGCAGCUCCCAAAAAGAAGUAAAUGAACUCACAGAGUUUCUUCCUCAAAACGGCUCUUUUAAGAGCCACCCACUAAUUCAUAUGAAAGAGCAACACUUCGAUUUGUUUUAAUAUUUUUAUUUAUUUUGUAAUGCUGUAUUACAGAUUGGUUGUUAGAGGACACAAUCACUCCUGACUAUGAAUGAAACCAAAAGCUGCAUAUUCAGAAAAUGGCAAACCCGGUAAUGAAACAUUUUAUUCAGUGUAAGUUUCACCCGCCUGACAAGUUCAAGUGUUGAGUUUAAAAUCAAGAGUUUCAUAAAACCAUAAAAUGAAGGAGUGGAAGAGGAAGAGAGGAGAUGCAGUAGUG